Messenger RNA from Xyrichtys novacula (pearly razorfish), 9674 nucleotides. The record is from the annotation of a GenBank genome assembly. Lineage: Eukaryota; Metazoa; Chordata; Actinopteri; Labriformes; Labridae.
UGGCAGGGCACCGUUAGAGUCCGGCAGAAGAAGAGGGCGCAGAGGUAGAGCGGAGUGGAGAAGAAGAGUUUAACGGUUCCCGGUAGUUUGACCGCCGCCCCGGUCUCCACGGUGCAGGUGGCGUACACGCUGUUUUAGGACUUUGUUUACACCGUAAAACAAGCGGCAAACUAAGCUACAUCAAUUCCUCCACCAGGCCACUUCACCGCCAUAUUCUUCCGACGAGACGCUAUGUGUUGACAACUUAACUGUUAAAGGAGCAUUACAACAAACAAAGGUAACGUUACAGAAUACUUCACACGCACAGUAACGUUACGUGUCUCUCACACACACAGAGAUAGCUCCGGUACCUGACUCUUAAUAAAGGUAACUCACCUGCAUGACACUGAUUGAGCACAUUAUCUCUGCUAGCUAACCUCAGCUAACGUUGUCCACUUGAUAUAAUUAGAUGUUAAGUCUCGCUAGCUGCUCUUUACUGAAAACGAGGAGAACUCUGCAUUAAUAGGAAUUUAAGGAGCAUUUGUUGAUUUUUUUUAAUGACCCGAGUCUAAAUCAAUAUAAAUUGUAUUAUAAUGAGACAGCCUGUGAUGAUUUCUUUGCACGAUCAGUCAAAGAUGAGCUGAUCGCAGAUUUCAGCCUCACUGCACGACACAAAGUGAAGUCAAGCGCGAAAUCUGACAGCAGAGCAGCGUGCCCGGAUGAACGCGAGUGAUCACUUACCUCGAAAAACAUGUUUCAGGGCAUCCGACAGCUGAAUCCUCGGCACAUGAUCGCACGAAGCGGUACUUUUUUCCAAUAAAAAAUGAUGACACCUUUUGAAAUGCGCUCUGUCAGCUCUCUACUGCCCCUAGCGGCGUGUUAUGGUUACAGCAGAUUAGACAGAUUUUAAUGUCAUUGCACAGGUACAAUCAAUCAAUCAAUCAAAGUUUAUUUAUAUAGCACUGUUCAUACAAAUAAAAACGCAGCUCAAAGUGAUUUACAUCAGGACAAGAAAAAUAAAAGUUAUUAAACUAAAACAGACAAUAAAAUAUUAACUUGUAUUUAUUAAUAAAAUAAGGUAAAAAGUAAUACUAAAAAAUAAAUAAAUGAUAAUAGUAGUUAAACUAAUGAAUCUUUACAUAGAAGCCAGGCUAAAUAGAUGAGUUUUAGGUUACAUUUAAAGAUUUCUAUAUUUGCAGCUUGUCUCAGACCCUCUGGAAGUUUGUUCCACAGUUUCGGAGCGUAGCGGCUAAAAGAAGCAUCACCAAAAAAUUUUUGUUCUGCUCUGUGGAACGAGGAGAGCAUUACAGUAGUCGAGCCUGCUGGUUAUAAAAGCGUGCAUUAGUCUUUCUGUCUGGCUCAGAGAGAGAAACGGUCGUACUUUAGCAAUGUUUUUAAGAUUUUAACAAGUGCUGAACAACAAAAUGCACGUCUAACUAUGUAUCCAACCAGAGGUUUGUCUGAGCUUUCAGGUUUGUUUGUUUGUUUGUUUGGAACCCCAUUACUUCCACAAAGUGGUUGCUAGUCUUCCUGGGGUCCAAAAACUUAAAAUCACAAUACAAUUACAGAUUCAAAUCCUGAUUCUUCACAACAUUAAAACAUUAAAAUCACUCCAAAAUCAGUGCUUUUGUAGUCCGUUUAUAUAUGCAGUUUUGUUUUAAAGUCCUUUUAAAAUAAUACCUACUGCUUAUUUGCUGUGUGCUCCCAGGCAAUUGAUUCCACAUUUCCAAAGAUCUAAAUAACCCUGUUCUCGUCAUACAAUUCGACUUGGUGAAUGGAUCAAUUAAAUAACCAGAGCUAACCUGCCCAACCAGGAGCUGAGCGAAGUGAAAGAGUAACACACAGGGUCUAGGAUUGUUUUAAGUCUUAUUUUACUCUUUUAUCGCAUUAUUUUUAUUGCAUUCUCAUCAUUCCACUGUGAACGUAUUGCACAGGUAUUUAUCAUCUCCUAAUUUAUUUAUAGCUGAUUUGGGGUGCUGACAGGGGAAUGUUUGGGCCAUAUGCUGCUGUGAAUGUCUGGUCGUUGUCUGUUCCUUGAUUGUUUAACAACAAGGCGGGUUACUGUGAAGUGAAUUGUCCUUCAGGGAUUUAUAAAGUUGUCUGAAUCUGAAUCCGAACAUAUAAGCGUAGGGUGUGAGUGGUAAUAUUCAGUAUACAACAUAAACAGAUGAAAUGAAAGUAUAAAAAUACACUUACAUUUUGUCUAAUACGGGCUGUAUGUCAAAAUGUUGGUGUCAAACUGUGCGAUUUAUUUUGAGUUUUUGCAGUAUUUAUAGUUUAUAUGAUUUUUAAUGAUGCUAACACAAAUAGUUUGUAAGACACCAGCAGACAUUAGGGGCUGGGACGAUGUGCUUUUCUCCCGAUUCGAUUCUUCUACGAUUUUUGGAUGCCGAAUUGAUCUAAAAUUUCAAUUCUAUGAUAUUGUCGAUUUUCUUGAUCUUUAGUCUGCAUUUUUAACACCAGUGAAACAGUUGAAUGAUUAUGAUUGUCUUCUGACUAUUCUAAGAACUAUAUUUCCCCAAGAAACACACAAAUUCUCUCUCUCUCAGCCCUCGUGAUCGUCACUCGUGCUGCAGACCUCCAGAUUGUUGGCUGUGAUUCUGUCUUGUGCGUUUUGGUGUUUUUUCUUGAAGACCAGGUUUUCUGGUGGCAGGAGCCUGUGGUGUUUCCUUUUGUUUGAUUAACUAGUUGGCAGUGGACUUUUGUUUCUUUUGAAGAACGUUAUUGAUGAUCGGCCUCGUGCUCACCUGUAGUUGUGUUAUCUUUUUGUUAUUAGAUUUUGAUUGUAAAUAAAUGACUCGCUUAUUCUGAUUUCCUGUUUCACACUCUUUAUUUCGUCUCCCCUGCCCGGUCUUAAUUUUUUGUUACUUCCCAUUUUCCCCCUAACCAUUCUUCCAGGUCGUAAGUAUAUGUAAGUCAGUUUUUAUUAUUUAUUCUUAAAUUAAAAAAAAAAAAAAAAAGAUUUUGAACAAAAAAUCAAUUAAAAAUUGUAAAAUAAAAAAUUUUGAUACUUUUGUGAAUCGAUUUUUUCUCCCACCCUUAGCAGUCAUGAUGUGGUUGUAAAUACUCCAGCUUUGCCCAUUAUGGAAACAUCAUGUAUUUUUAAUUUUGCACUUAUAAUCACAGGACUUUAGUCUCUUAUGUUUUAAUUUCUUUACACAGGUUACGUUCCCAUAAAGAACUUUAUUUCUUCUAAAUUUAAACAAAACUUAAAGUCAAAAGAAGCAAGAGCUCAUAUUUGUGAAGAUACUCAUGGCCCCUUGACGUCUCUCUGGUCUGGGCUGCUAAGAGGAAAGAGAUCUGAAUAUUGAUCUGAUUAUGGGAUUUCAAAGAUUGUCCAUCGAUCUGAUCACACUUAUGAUUAAGCUGUAGAUCUCGUCUUUCCUGACAUGAGGAUUCACAGCAGAUCUCUCAUUUCCUCUUUCUGACUCAGAGCGAUGGAGGAGGGCUCUGAUGUGACGGAGGAUAUUGUUUUUCGAGGAGUGGAGUUCUCUGUGAAGAUAGAGGUGGACAAGAGCGUGCUGAUUGUGGAAAUCUCUGACUCGGUGACAGCUGAUCAGUGGAGGGGGGACUUUGAUCCCGCAUGUAAGUAGCAAACAUGUUUUAAAGAUGAAAUGCCAUCCGGUGCUCAAAUUGUCCCACUAACACUGUUAAAUUUAUUCUUUAAGACAUUGAGGACCUCACCCGCAAGACCGGCAACUUCAAGCAGUUCCCUAUUUUCUGCAGCAUGUUGGAAUCAGCUGUCAGGAAGGUAUGUGUGAAGGUGCACUCAGAUAAAACAAAAGUAUAAAGAAGGGCAGCUGAAACGCACAGAGAGUCAACAGUAAGCUGAGAGCAGACACAGAUUAGCCCAGGGCUCCUUGAGCGAAGGCGAGACACAGUCAUUUGAGUUCAAUGUUUCCACUCGAGCAAAAAAAUGCCCAUUUAUCCCGAGCCGCCCUGUCCCCUCUCUGCUAGUCAUUAAUGCACAAGCACAGGGCCGAAAGAGGAGGGCCUGGAGGGGAAUGAAGGAAACGAUUGGAGAUUUUGGUACAUUUUAGAGAACCAUCCAAACUGAACUGUCCAAUAAAUACAAGCUCACACAGACACACACGCUGAUUUCAGUGUUUGCUCAAUAAACUGUCCGCCCAGGCAUUUGUGUUCUAUUCUCACAUAUUACAGGGUAAAUUAAAAGCAACAGAACGAUGCACAUAAAAUCAGCAGGGCUUGACACAAACUUUUUUCACAAGGAGCACAUGUGUUCCUAAGUUAAAAAUGUAAGGAGCACACAAAGAACUGUAGGGGCACAAUGAAAAUUGAUCAAAUAAUGUUUGUCUUAUUGGUCGACAUAAGUACUAUUAUUUGAAAUCAAUUUUAGGUCUUUUGGUCACAUGACAUAGAAGCUAUUGAAGAAAAUGUUCAAUAUUUGCCUUUAAAUUUAACACAACCAUUUUUAGAGGACAAGUUAGGGAAAUAAAGAGAUGUAACUUAGGCUAUGUUCACACUGCAGGUCAAUUUUGAUUUUUUUAACCAUAUGUGACACAUAUCUGAUUUUUUCAUGUAAGUGUGAACAGUGCAAUUCUGAUCUUUUCAAAUCCGACCCAGGCCUCUUUUGUUUGUAGAUAUAAAUCGGAUAUGUAUCCGAUGUGACUGCAGUGUGGACGCGCAGGUCGCGUUCAUCCGACCUAUAAGUCAUCAAUAUGUGACAAACGUCACCAUUGUUCGACAACACAAACAGGCGCGGAAAGCAAUUUGUGCUUUGUGCGCAUGUGGGUCACUUCACGGACGCAUUCCAUUCACAUUAGAUGCCGCAUUUGUUGUUGUAAUGUGAACGACCACAUAAAAAGAUCGGAUUUAACAAGAAAUCCGAAUUGCACAUCAUAACCUGCAGUGUGAACGUAGCCUCAUCGUCCGACCUUAGGACUAUUAAUUUUAGGUCAAUUGGUCACAUGACAGGGAAGAUAUUGAAGGAAAGCAGUCUUUUCUGACAACAUUAUCAGGUAAUUUAUUGAUGGUCCCUUAUUCAACACCCGUCAUUGACCGUGAGGAUGCCGAGUAGAUUUGAUCGCGCUGUUGUUGCUACUCCCGGUUAUGGAGAGUGAGAAGACACCGGUAGAUUAGCAGUGAAUGUCCAUUGAAUAUCCAACCUAAAACUAACUUUACUGCGGUAUUUACAUGAAAAAAACAUUUGUUGUCUCGACUGAUUUUUUUUUUUUUUUUUUUUUAUGCGCACACACAUCUAUUUUUAGUCGCAGAUGCGAGUGAAACAUUCCCACUGUCGAGCCCUGAUCAGGUUGCCUCAUUAUAAAUUGAUCAGAAUCUGUAAUAAGAAAUGUUUUGAUGACCAUCUUUACUUUUUUCUCCAGACAAGUGAUUCUGUGACACUCGACCUCUUGACCUACGCAGACCUGGAGCUGCUGCGUAACAGGAAAGCAGGAGUGGUUAGUCGUCCUCGUGGUCAUCAGCAGUCAUCCGCUCUUACUUCGAAAAGAUAUCUGAUCCUUAUUUACACGGUGGAGUUUGAUAGGUUUGUAUCUGUGCUGACAAGUUGACAUAGAUUUAGUUUGAUUGUGCCUUCUGUUGGUGAGAUUCUCAGUGUUUCUGUUCCUUCAGUGUCAUUAUUGUUGUAUUCUGCUUUGUAUCGUAGGAUCCACUACCCUUUACCUCUGCCCUACGUGGGUAAGCCUGACCCGGCAGCCUUGCAAAAAGAAGUGAGGGCGCUGAGGGCUGAGCUCAAUGCUGUCGCCACUCGUGGGAUUAGCAAAUCUGCAGAGCUCGAGAUCCAGCGGCUCAGGACAGAGUGGGUUGCAUUUUAUCCUGAUCACGAUGAUCUGUAUGAAGGGAUUUUUUAUUUUAACACACCUCACUGUUUUCCAGGCUGGCUCUGGUAAGGGAAGAGAAGGAGGCCAUGGCUAAGGUUCUUGAGCGAUUACAGCUUUCUGGAAGUGGUUCCACAUCUGGACAUGAGGACUGGAGAGGCAGAGACGUUGUGACAACCCUGGAGGAGCAGCUUGUUAAGGAGAGGGCCAAAAGCCAGCGCUCGGCAAGCAAGAGAAGCCAGGAGCAACGGCUGUUAAAAGAGCAGGUGUACAUUCUGCACUGCGGAGUAGUCAGCUGAGAAAGGUUUUACUUGUUUUCUUUGCUACUCAGCAGGUUUUAACCCUCUCUUCCUGUACUGGCUAGCUGGAGGAGCUCCGAGCGUCAGAGUGUGCUCUCCAGGUUCGCGUCAAGAGUCUCUCAAAUGAACUGUCGCAGCUACGGAGAGGGUUAGACAAUCUAAGCAUGUACUUUGUCUUUACUUUCUCUUUCUUUCAUCCAUUCACUUAAAAAGCUGAGUAAACUUUUGAGUUAUGAGUUUUAUGCUCCCGUUUGGCUCACACACUCUUCUUUCUUUGCAGAAGAGUAACUCCUGUGUCCGGCCAUCUCAGCUAUCGAGUUGACGGGGAAAUCUAUCGCUCCGUUUCCCGUGAGAGAAGACCAGCAUACGGGGGAGUCAGGGCGCGAUCCAGUUCGAGAGAGCGGAUAGAUAACAGAAGUCAAAGGUCGGAGGAAAGAGGAAGAAGAGCGGACUCCUCCGGACCACGUGCUCGCAUACCCAGGCCAUCUCCUUCUCCCACUGGUAUUGUUGAAAAGCCCUUCAUCUUUAAAGGGAUAUUCCGGUGUAAAAUUAAUUUAGGGUCAAACACAUCGUAACACUGAGUUAGACACCCCCUCGGGAUGAAUGUUGCUUGCGGUCGUCACUAACGUUGGUAUAACUAGAGAAGCAAAUGGUCGGCAACAUUCAUCUCUCGAGGGGUGUCUAACUCUGUGUUACGAUGUGUUUGACCCUAAAUUAAUUUUAUGCCGGAAUAUCCCUUUAACUGUGUUAUACUCUCAAUCUGUUUGAAUCUGUAGGUUUUAAUGCCUCACCCUGCUGUAUUUCAGGGUCUCGUGCUCCACGCUUUGACCCAACCGCUUACAUCCAGGACAGACAGCGCAGGCUGAAAGAGGCCGAACUGAAGAAGUUGGUUUUCAGGAUUUCUCUCUUGGAUUUUUUCAUGUUUGAUGUUGAGGCUGUUCAGGACAAUCAUCGUAACCAUGAUUUCUGACUCAGACAGAGGAAGGUACGCAGAGACAUGCUGACGUCCCCCAUUGUCCCAGAGCGGGGGCGUUCACGUUCCAGAGAGGUGUAUCCUCUGACAACACGGUCCGGCAGCAGAGGCAGGAGUUUAUCUGUGGAGCGCAGAGGGAGCAGAAACUCAUCAGAAAGUUCUUUGGUUGAUAUGGAGGAAAUGGCCAAAAAUCUGUUCAGGUAAAAGGGAUUACUUCAGAGGGAUUUUCACAGUAUUUUAAGCCUCUGUGAUUCUAACAGCUUUUAAAAUUUCUGAUGCGUUUACAGAGGGAGAAACCAGAUUUACAAUGGACCCAGUGUGGUAAGUUUUUCUUUUUUUUAUCUCUAACAAAUCCCAUGACAAGACAGAAAACAAAAAACAUUAGUUUGAUGGUAAAAUGCACUCAAAUAUACUUGGCUGCAUCACCAUUAUAUUUUUUUUUACAGAGAUGUGUGUUGAAAUCAAUUAGUCAAUUUCUUUUUUUUCUUUAAAAAGUCUCCUACCACAGUCACAGCACAAAAACAAAACGCAAAAGCAGCAAAAACUGAUAACAGUCUUUUUUCAGGAUUAACACUUUGUUAAUCAAUAAAUCACAGAAGUCUUCUUUUUAAGUGAAGAGCAGCUCUGCAUUAGUGUUAAUUAUUGAUGUGUUUAAAAGUUUAUUGGACAUUGAAGGACAAUUAUUUCGUCAUUUGAAGUUUUUUUAAUGGCACUUAUGGGCAAAAAAACAAACAUAAAUUCAUCUGCGUCACCCUCUAACGUAUGAUUUGUGUUCGUAGUCGAGGGGAGGCCUUUUAACGAGGAAACCAUUAUGCAGUACUCCAACCCAAAGAAUGAAAGACAAAGGUGAGACAUUCAUCAUGAGUUAUUUUUCUGGGGGGUGAGUGAAACCGCAGAACAACUGAUUGUAUGUUUUCACGUCCAUCCUUAGAGAGCUCCAUGGAUACAGGUGCAGAGCUCUCUGAGAUCGAUGCCAGACUGCAGGCGCUUCAGGACUACAUGAGGGACCUGGAUACUGGACACUAACGAUCUCCACAUAACGCUGCUCGAACAUUUGUGGAGAUGUUACCUGAUGAAAGCACCUCUUGAAACUAAUGCGCACAAACUGAGAAACACUGUGAGAGAUCGGUUCAAAGAUGUGAAUUUGUUCACGGAUGAAAUUGAAACUCCAUCUGGAGAGUCGAACUUCCAGGGCCUCAGGAAACUAUGAAGAACUACUUUUUUGGACUGAAAUGAUUAUUUUUUUAACCUACAAAGUUUUUAUUAUGUAACUUAAAACUGUAACUGUGUGUUGUCUCGUUUUUUUGUUCACCUCACCAAACUAAAUCGCAGCACCUCCCCCUCUGAAGCAUUUACCUGGUGAUUUCUUUCAGUUUUACAAGCAUAUCUGAUUGACUCGACAGGAUGCUUUCUUGUGCACCUUUUUCUUCUGUAAAACAUUUCAACAAGGAGAUUCUUGACCACUUGUCUCAAAGUAGUCCCUGUGAAUGUGCGUCAUCUCCACCUUUUUUAAAAGCAAAUUUAUGGGGAGUUUCUGAUACAAAUGUGACUUUGAGUGGGAUGAUGUGCCAACUCAGCAACGCCUAAACUGUCAAACCUCUGGUACACUGAUUUAUCUCUGCUUCCCAAUGCAUGAUAAGUUGUCCUACAGUUCCUGAGCCCUGCAGGAGCUAGUUUGCUUCCUUUCUUCCAUCCAACAUUUGUUGUCUGUUUUCACUAUCACAGCUGAAGUGACCUGUAACAGGUUGAGUCACAAAUGUAGCAUUUUCUACUCAUUUAACAAUGAAAUUUGGGUAUGCAGAUGAUUUUAAUUUUGCAGUUUGUUGUAGAAAUGAUUCAGAAAAGAGAAAUCCACACAUCCCUGAAGCUUUAAAGUAAUACAAUACUCUGAUGACAAUGGAUUGAAAUACUACGCCAUACUGGACAAGGUAGUCUCCUGCAAGCCAAGCUAGUUUGUGAGCUAAUGGUGUAUGAUUGAGAUAGGUUAUUCAAUAUGAUUAAUAAUAAGUACCACUCCUGCCUAACACCACUACUUUAUUAAAAUAAACUGUUUCUGAAGUCAAACAUAUUCAUGUAUUUUGGGUAAGUCCCUUUAACACUUCUCAAGUUCAGCACAUUCAGCUUAUUCUCCUUUCCCCCCAAAAUUACCUACUACAGCUUUAAAUACAAAUGGUUUCACCUUCAACAUCAAAGUGAGUAUUUUGUUUACCUUGUCUGAGGGACCAAAAGUCAAUACCACAGUUUAAUUUUUGGACCUAUUUAAGUAUUUGUCUCUUACAUUUUAUGGUCAUGGUGCAUGCAAGUGUGUGAGCAAUGAGUAAAGCUGCCAAAUAUUUUUGUCACUGACAAGACUGUUACUGAAAUCUUUUCCUUGUGCAUUGCCUUUUAUACCACCUGAAAUAUAAUUUAUUGAAACUGUACCCUGUGUGAAGAGUUUUUCUCUAGUCUAGGCAUGAACACAUUUGUUAUCACUCCCCUCUCUGUGCUUGUGUCAGUUGAGAUUAAGCUCAAGGGAAACCUUGAAGAGAUUCCAGCCGUGCAGCUGUCUCUCUCUUUCAUUAAUGAACUAAUAAACUAAACAGGGGAGCCGCUUAGUCUGAACAGCUGCUCUGCUCCCACUGAAGA